AUGUCAGCCCUUGACUUGAGCGAUAUAGCAGCUGCGCUCCGCACAGCACGCGAUGAGUGCAAGCCCAUCGACGCACCAACAAAGAAAUGGACGUCCCUUGACGCAGAGGGCGCAUUCCAGGUUCAGAAAAUCAACUCUGAUUUCGCAGUCCAGAAUGGAGACCGUCUUGUCGGUUACAAGCUUGGAAACAUCGCCAGAGUCAUGCAAGUCGCCUUUGGACUUGACCACCCCGACUACGGCUUCCUGCACGCAAAGACAUUCCAUUAUGAAGGCUCCCCUAUCCACCUGGACCAGUUCAUCAAGCCAUAUGUCGAACUUGAGCCCGCCUUUGUCCUGAAAAGCCCUCUCAAAGGACCCAAUGUGACUGUUGCAGACGUGAUCAGUGCAGUUGACUACGUCGUUCCCUCGAUUGAAAUCAUCGACUCCCGUGUGAAGAAUUGGGCUAUUGAUCUUCCGGAUACAUUGGCCGAUAAUGGUUCAAACGGUGGUGUGAUUCUGGGCGGAACUCCCAAGAAGCUAUUUGACCUCAAUCUCAGCAACACCAGGGGAAUCUUGCGGUUCAACGGUGUCGAGGUUAUGACGGGAAACACUCGCAAUGUGCUUGGAAACCCUCUGGCGGGUGUUGCCUGGUUGGUGAACCGCCUUUCUGCCUAUGACAUUGAGUUCCAGGCAGGCCAGAUUAUCUUGCCUGGAAGUUGCUUGGAGGCUGUCCCGAUGGAUAAGCCUGGUCGUUGGUCUUGUGAAUUUGAGGGCUGGGGCACUAUCGAAUUUGAUGUUGUUUGA
Messenger RNA from Penicillium cataractarum, 783 nucleotides. RefSeq names its product 2-keto-4-pentenoate hydratase. The transcript has a single exon. Gene Ontology annotation, molecular function: 2-oxopent-4-enoate hydratase activity. Bases 1 to 783 code for a protein of 260 amino acids. Gene Ontology annotation, cellular component: cytoplasm. Lineage: Eukaryota; Fungi; Ascomycota; Eurotiomycetes; Eurotiales; Aspergillaceae. The record is from RefSeq and is a predicted model, not a curated record.